Molecule: messenger RNA, 1224 nt
Organism: Leptopilina heterotoma
Lineage: Eukaryota; Metazoa; Arthropoda; Insecta; Hymenoptera; Figitidae
Product: KRAB-A domain-containing protein 2-like
Exons: 3
Coding region: 1-1224 (407 amino acids)
Biological process (GO): DNA integration
Molecular function (GO): nucleic acid binding
Source: RefSeq, a predicted model, not a curated record
AUGAAUAGCCGGUGUCAAGUGGACCUGAUAGAUAUGCAAGUUCAAGCUGAUAGGGAGUACAGGUUUAUCAUGGUCUACCAGGAUCAUUUAACAAAAUUCGUUUUGCUGAGGGCACUACAAACUAAAAGAGCUGAGGAAGUAGCACAUCACCUGACUGACAUUUUUUUGACAUUUGGAGCUCCUUGUAUUCUGCACUCUGACAACGGCAGGGAGUUCGUCAAUUCCGUUAUUAAAGAAUUGGCAACACUUUGGCUGGAGUUGAAAUUAGUAAACGGAAAGCCAAGACAUAGCCAAAGUCAGGGUUCAGUGGAGCGAGCCAAUCAGGACAUCGAAAAGAUGCUUGCUUCCUGGAUGUUGGACAAUAAGACGACGAAAUGGUCAAACGGUCUAAGAUAUGUUCAAUUUAUGAAGAAUAGAGCAUUUCAUUCCGGAAUAAAACAAUCGCCCUACCGAGCCAUGUUCGGGAUAGACCCAAGAGUAGGUCUUGCAACGUCCAAUUUGACAAAAGAUAUUCUUGAAAAUAUAGAAGAGGAGGAAGAUCUGCAGAGAGUUAUCAAUGACAUGAAUAAGAUUGACGAGAAUCUGAUGGAGAUCGAAACACAAAGCGAGAUUGACGAUAAUCAGAUUGAUAUUGAUACACAAAAUGAGAUUGACGAGAAUCAGAUCGAGAUCGAGACACAGAACGAGAUUGAGAGCGAGGUGAUGAUCGAGACACAGAACGAGAUUGACAGCGAGGUGAUGAUCGAGACACAGAACGAGAUUGAGAGUGAGAUCAUCAACAAUCGGAACGAGAUCAAAUCAGCGAGAAGAAAAGCUUUCGAAAAUUUAAACAAUCAGGCAAAAAAAAUGAAGCGAGCCUCUAAUGCCUCCCAUCCUCCUGUUAAAGUUGGAGAUAAUGUUCUCAUUCCAAUCCCAGAUGUCGAUCGAGCAAAAGCUGAUUUCAGAAAUGUCAUCGGAGUCGUUUUAGAGAAAAAUGAAGAUCUACACAAAAUAGGAACGAAGAAUGGAAAAGUCGAUAAACUUUAUUGCAGGUCGGAAUUCGAUGUCUGGCAAGAGACAUUUCUUUUGCCUAAGAGUGUACCAGAUGUUAGAAUCAGCUUAAGAACAGCAGCCAGAAAAGCAGCUAUAACACCUCAAGGAUUUACGCGUUGCUCUUGCAAAAAAUCGUGCACAUCAAACCGAUGUCUAUUUCAUUCAAGUGCUUUCAUUAAUCCAGAACAAUAA